Molecule: messenger RNA, 621 nt
Organism: Cucurbitaria berberidis CBS 394.84
Lineage: Eukaryota; Fungi; Ascomycota; Dothideomycetes; Pleosporales; Cucurbitariaceae
Exons: 2
Coding region: 1-621 (206 amino acids)
Source: RefSeq, a predicted model, not a curated record
AUGCUCAUCAGAACUAUGAACUUUCUGGCUUCCUCCUCACCUUCGUUUACUGCUAUGGGAUCUUUCGACCACCAGGCACCAUAUGAAGACCCAAUUCCUGUGACUUCGUGUUUAGAUAUCGAAAACACCACUGCUUCUCGUAUACUCCCAAUCUCCUCAUCUCAUCACCAUCUUCUUUCACCGCAACCAGUUCGUCGCCGUCGCCGUGCCUCACCAUCACCAGAUAUUCCGUCCGACCCAGUCAUUGGCCAAGUAACUCGAUUAGGAAAGUUCAAAUGUCUCCACGCAGGAUGUGAUGAUCUAACCUUCGGCCGCCAAGCCGAUUUCAAACGUCAUUACGAGAACGUUCAUGCUCCUAGGAAAUUAGAGUACUUCUGCCCCACAGAAGGCUGUUCACGCUCAAAGAAACCCGCAAACGGCAAGAGUAAGGGGCGCAGCUUUAAUAAUAGAAAAGAUAAGAUGGAAGAGCAUGUAAGGACGGUGCAUCAUAAAGAGGGCAAGAAGAGAAAGCAGAUCGAGGCGGUUGAGGAUGAUGACGAGGAGAAUAGUCUUAGUGAGAAAGUAAAAGAUAAACGAACUAGGGUGUCAGCGUCGGUGGUGCCAACUGAAGACAACGCAUGA